UGCCCAAUGCGCAGGUUGGAUCGCAAUUUUUGCGCCGGCGCAGACUUCGAUCACGUGGCGCGGAUAUUGACAAUUGCGUUCGUUUAUUGUUGUGACUGUUAAAAUGUAUUUACUCGUGUUAUUUUAAUAAGCUCAGACAGCAUCAUCAUCAAAAUUUUGGCGGGAAAAUAAUUAUAAAAACGUGACGAUGUUCAAAUUAUCUCAUCCACUACGUCUAGUGGGUCGUGUGUUCCCGAUAGUGCGGUGGUCGAGGAGUUAUGACCUGCGGACGGGCAUCGGCGACCUAAUAGCUGGUAUUACAAUCGCUCUAACAUUAAUACCACAGUCGAUAGCGUACGCCUCGCUCGCCGGAUUCGAGCCUCAGUAUGGAUUAUACGCUUCGUUCGCCGGCGGCUUUGUCUACGCAAUAAUGGGUACAUGCCCUCAAAUAAACAUCGGGCCCACCGCUCUGCUCUCGCUACUCACGUUCACGUACACCAGCGGAACUAAUCCGGACUUUGCUGUACUUUUGUGUUUUAUAGGCGGCAUUGUCACUUUGGUCGCUGGGAUUGCGCAACUCGGAUUCUUAGUUGACUUCGUAUCUCUGCCAGUGGUGUCUGGUUUCACAUCAGCAGCGGCCAUAACGAUAGCUUCAUCACAAAUUAAGGGACUCCUCGGGCUGAAGUUCAAUGCGGAAUCAUUUAAGGCGACGUGGGAAGGUGUUAUCCAUCAUAUUGGAGACACGCGUAUGCAAGACACGCUACUUGGUCUUGCUUGUUGCAUUGUGCUGAUGGGAAUGAAGGCAAUGAAGGACAUCCGUUUAAAGGAGCCAGAAGACGACAAAGGCCGUCGCAGCGCUAAAAUAAUUCAAAGGGCUCUAUGGUUCGUGGGCGUUUCGAGGAAUGCUGUAGUAGUGGUCAUUGCUUCUGUCAUCGCUUUCCUUGUCUAUGAGGAUAAAAAUUUUCCUUUAAUGCUUACUGGUUCAAUUACCCCGGGACUGCCGACACCUCAGUUGCCGCCCUUCCACAGCACUGUUGGUAAUGCAACAGCUUCAGCAGGAGAAAUGCUGGCACAUCUCGGCUCAGGAUUGAUCGUGGUACCAGUAGUUGGUAUCAUAUCCAAUGUUGCCAUCGCAAAGGCUUUUUCCAAAGGCAAAACGUUGGACGCAACUCAAGAAAUUGUCACUUUAGGAGUUUGCAACAUAAUAAGCGCUUUCUUCCGAUCGUACCCUGUGAACGGGUCGUUUACCAGAAGCGCUGUAAGCGAUGCAUCGGGCGUGAGGACACCGGCGGCGGGUUUCUACACCGGUAUAAUUGUGCUGUUAACCUUGGCUCUGCUGACGCCGUAUUUCUAUUUCAUCCCGCGUGCCGCGCUGUCUGCGGUCAUCAUAUGCGCGGUACUACAUAUGGUUGACAUCGCUAUCAUUAAGAAGUUAUGGGCUACAAGCAGAUUGGAUCUUAUACCACUGGUCGGGACGUUCAUAUGCGGUUUAGCUUUGGGUGUUGAAGUCGGCUUGGUUUGUGGCGUUGCUGUUGAUAUAUUAUUACUCCUCUAUUAUCACUCUCGUCCUCCUCUUGAAGUAGAAUUAGUAGAUGAUGGAACUAUUAUACCUCAUUACGCAGUCCGUCCAAUCGGAGGACUACAUUUCGCGGGCGCUGAACGAUUACGUGCAAGACUGGUGGCUCUGAAAUAUUCAAAGAGUUUGCAACCACAGACCAUAGACACGAUACAUGUUACAUCCGACGGCGACGAAAUGCGGAUCACAGUACCAAAUGGCAUCAGCGGGACUAUUGUAAAACCAUUAAAAGUAUUAGUUAUACAUUGUGACGCUCUAUCAAGGAUGGACUACACAUUCCUAGAGAGUAUGAAGAUGCUGGUAUCAGACUGGUCACGCGAGGGCUGCGUGAUCUGGUGCGACGCGAAGCCCGCGGUACAGGAACAGUUAAAUACGGUACUACAGCAGCCCAUAUUCUGCAGUUUGGAUCAACUCAGUACGAUAUUAACAAGAAAUUUCGCGAUAGAUACACAAGUGAACAAUAUUUGCAGUGAUACACCGUUAUGAGAUCGGUAAUACGUUCCUAAAGAUUCACGGUUUAAUAAACUUCAAUGUCAUCUUGUUAAUGACUUAGGGUGUGUCCGACCAAAUUGUAAUUUGUCUGAAAACAAUUGAACGUGUAAAAUGUGUGAUGGAAAUGUCGGAUUUUGUUCCAUUAUCUGACAGUGAUGUAAUUUGUAAGCUACCUGAGAAUCUAUCAGCCACUGGUGGGACAGGCCUGUAUACAUUUAAAUACCUUACUAGUUAACUGUUGAACAUACACGUUUUAGAGUAAUUUUGAGGUACUUUAGCUCAAACUAUGACGUAUUAACUUUCCUAAUAUUCUAUCAAGGCACUUGUAAAUGAGAUUUCCAUAAAAUACACUACUCAAGCAACGUGUAAAGAUAUUCUAUUUAUAAAAAAUUUCACAGACAAUUUUUGUAAUAAAUUUUGUCUUCAAUAAGUCGAGGGAAAUAAGGCAAUAACAAACAAUAACAUUAUUGAGGUGAACUCAAGUAAAAAGAUUGGAUUUAUACAUUUAGAAUCGAUGUACAAGUAUUAGAUAAAGCACUUCAAAAUCGAUUCCAUUAAUAGUAUAGUUUGUUUCACGAUUUUAUUGCAUUAAAAAUAAUGAUCAUCCAUAUA
Messenger RNA from Papilio polytes (common Mormon), 2659 nucleotides. RefSeq names its product sodium-independent sulfate anion transporter-like. Gene Ontology annotation, cellular component: membrane. Gene Ontology annotation, molecular function: sulfate transmembrane transporter activity. The coding region runs from base 188 to 2041 and encodes 617 amino acids. Gene Ontology annotation, biological process: transmembrane transport. The record is from RefSeq and is a predicted model, not a curated record. Lineage: Eukaryota; Metazoa; Arthropoda; Insecta; Lepidoptera; Papilionidae. The transcript is spliced from 12 exons.